Phalaenopsis equestris is the source of this 1616-nucleotide messenger RNA. RefSeq names its product ERBB-3 BINDING PROTEIN 1. The transcript is spliced from 10 exons. NCBI's taxonomy places the organism in Eukaryota, Viridiplantae, Streptophyta, Magnoliopsida, Asparagales, Orchidaceae. Bases 182 to 1369 code for a protein of 395 amino acids. The record is from RefSeq and is a predicted model, not a curated record.
CUCCCUCUGUUUGCAGUACGGCUACGCUUAUCCUUCUUCCUUCUUUAAUCUGAUUGAGAACUUGGCCGGUGGGCUGAUCUCAUCCUAUCUUUGUACCUGAAAGAUAACCAAAGAAAAGCGUUUUUGCUGCUUUCAAGCGUCUCUCCUUUCUUUUUUCCAGUUGCCGAUUUUUCUCUAGGAGAUGUCGGACGAUGAGACGAAGGAGGAGAUAGAGUUGGAUCUCUCCUCCUCUGAUGUAGUCACCAAAUACAAGAGCGCCGCCGAGAUCGUUAACAGGGCCCUUCAGUUGGUGGUCUCCAAGUGCAAGCCUAAGGCCAAGAUAGUUGACAUAUGUGAAAAAGGAGAUGCCUUUAUAAGAGAGCAAGCUGGGAGCAUGUACAAGAAUGUAAAGAAAAAAAUUGAGAGGGGAGUUGCCUUCCCAACUUGCAUUUCUGUGAACAAUACCGUCUGUCAUUUCUCACCCAUGGGCAGUGACGAGACUGUUUUGGAGGAGAAUGAUGUUGUGAAGAUUGAUAUGGGCUGCCACAUAGAUGGGUUCAUUGCUGUUGUUGCACACACUCAUGUGCUGCAUGAAGGACCAGUAGGUGGGAGAGCAGCGGAUGUUAUUGCCGCUGCGAACACUGCUGCUGAGGUUGCCUUGAGGCUUGUGAGGCCAGGGAAGAAGAACAAAGAUGUUACAGAAGCCAUUCAGAAAGUUGCAGCUGGAUAUGAUUGCAAGGUUGUUGAAGGUGUUCUUAGUCAUCAGCUGAAGCAGUUUGUGAUUGAUGGAAACAAAGUUAUUUUGAGUGUUGGCAAUCCUGAAACCAGAGUUGAUGAUGCAGAAUUUGAGGAAAAUGAAGUAUAUUCUGUAGAUAUAGUCAUGAGUACUGGUGAUGGCAAGCCGAAAUUGUUGGAUGAGAAGCAAACAACUAUUUACAAGAGAGCUGUGGACAAGAAUUAUCAUUUAAAGAUGAAGGCAUCGAGGUUCAUAUUUAGUGAAAUAAGCCAGAAGUUUCCAAUCAUGCCAUUUACUGCAAGGGCAUUGGAAGAGAAGAGGGCUCGGCUUGGUCUGGUAGAAUGUGUGAACCAUGAUCUUUUGCAGCCAUACCCUGUUCUCCAUGAGAAGCCUGGUGACCUUGUUGCUCAUAUUAAGUUCACAGUUUUGUUGAUGCCAAACGGUCCGGAUAGGAUCACCUCCCAUACUUUGCAACAGCUACAACCUACAAAAGGUAUUGAUAAUGAUCCCGAAAUCAAAGCCUGGUUAGCUUUGGGAUUAAAGACCAAGAAGAAAGGCGGCGGAAAAAAGAAAAAAGGUAAAAAAAGUGAAAAUUUGACUGAAGCUGAGCCCAUGGAAGAAGAAACUGUGAAUGGCGCUGCAGCUCAAGAAUGAGAAAGCAUCAGUUUUGACUACUUUGAUUUACUCUGGUUUUCUCUCCAGCCCUCCUCCAUUGUUUGUUCAAUGUAUUAUAUCUGUGGGAGAUAUUGUGCACAGAAUUGCUUUGAGAAAUUUGUUUAUUUUUAAUGGAAAUAUUGAGGGUAAAAAAUGUGCUUAUGGUAUAAUGAGGCUCUAUUUUAGCUUUUGAGCUGAAUAUGUUCUCUUAGAUUUGUUAUGGAACAUGAUGAGAUGGGUCAAAUGC